ACUGCUCCUGACGUCAGCGAGAUUGUCAGGAGUGCAGAGCCUAGCGCACUCUCCCUCCUUCUCCUCCAUUGUCAGCAAGCUGAACGAUGCGAUCGCUCGCAGCCGUCGUCGCCGCCCAAUAGAGACCCCAACCCGAGAAAUAAGCACAACUACCCCUCAAGAGAGACCGCGAGAGAGCCAGAGACGGAGACAAGCCCUGUUUCAAGCCUAUAUCAGCUGUCGUCAAUCCGGUUUUUAAUGCUUUAGCUAGUCGCUGACAGACAGCGAGAGAGAGAGAGGGAGCGAGAAAGAGCGAGCGAGAGAGACAAGAGAGGGAUAGGGAAGAAAUCAGAGGAAAAAGGAUUGCUCGUUUUUCGUAUCUCGCCUGUUUUGGAGAGAAAGAAGAGACGAGGCUCACCUAAUCAUGGGAUGUACACUGAGCGCCGAGGAGAGAGCGGCUUUGGACAGGAGCAAAGCGAUUGAGAAAAACCUCAAGGAAGAUGGAAUCACUGCCGCUAAAGACGUGAAACUACUCCUGCUAGGGGCAGGAGAAUCAGGCAAGAGCACCAUCGUGAAACAGAUGAAGAUUAUCCAUGAGGAUGGCUUCUCUGGGGACGAUGUGAAGCAGUACAAGCCCGUGGUCUACAGCAACACCAUCCAGUCCCUGGCAGCCAUUGUCCGUGCCAUGGACACACUGGGACUGGAGUACGGAGACAAGGAGAGGAAAGCGGACGCUAAGAUGGUGUGCGACGUGGUGAGCCGCAUGGAGGACACGGAGCCCUACUCCCCCGAGCUCCUCGGCGCCAUGAUCCGCCUCUGGUCCGACUCCGGCAUCCAGGAGUGCUUCAGCCGCGCCCGCGAAUACCAGCUCAACGACUCCGCCCAGUACUACCUUGACAGCCUAGACCGGAUUGGCGCCCCGGACUACCAGCCCACAGAGCAGGACAUCCUCAGAACCCGAGUCAAGACCACCGGGAUCGUAGAAACCCACUUCACCUUCAAGAACCUGCACUUCAGGCUGUUCGAUGUAGGAGGUCAAAGGUCAGAGAGGAAGAAGUGGAUCCACUGCUUCGAGGACGUGACGGCCAUCAUCUUCUGCGUGGCCUUGAGUGGGUACGACCAGGUGCUUCACGAAGACGAGACCACGAACCGACUGCACGAGUCCAUGAAGCUUUUCGACAGCAUCUGUAACAACAAGUGGUUCACUGACACCUCCAUCAUCCUCUUCCUGAAUAAGAAGGACAUAUUCCAGGACAAAAUUAAGAAAUCUCCGCUGAGAAUUUGCUUUCCGGAGUACACAGGUCCAGACACCUUCAUGGAGGCUGUGGCAUACAUCCAGUCUCAGUACGAGAGCAAGAACAAAUCCACCAACAAGGAGGUGUAUGCCCACAUCACCUGCGCCACGGACACCAACAACAUCCAGUUCGUCUUCGACGCCAUCACCGACGUCAUCAUCGCCAACAACCUGCGGGGCUGCGGCCUGUACUGACACGGCUCUUUAACUGGACAGCCUCGCCGUUCUAAACCGCCCGUCUUUAUCUCUGUUCCUCUUUCGAACCUCUCCUUCCCUCCGCCCGUCAAUGACAUCACUCGCCAACAUCCCGCGGGGCUGUGGCCUCUGCCAAACUCACGUGUGAGCGAGGGUCCAUCUCCUACCCGCCCACCCACAUGCUCCACCCCUAUCACCACAGCCUAUUACCCACUCCCAUCAUCACCCCACCCCUGCCACACCCCCAUCCCCUGAGAGUUUUCUUGCCAUGCAAGCAUUGCCAAAUAUUCUGACUGUAAAGAUAUUGCUACCAAAGCAUUAGACCUUUGAAAAAAAUAGCGCAUUUAGGCCUUUUCUUAAAUCUCUGGGAUGCUGCCAUUUUCUGGAGUUGAGGUGCUUUUGGGUAGUCACAUGCCUUACACUUCCCAGAAAAAGAAAUGUCAGAGUAUGAGGUUUGUACACAAUGCGAUUAUUUAUCCACACCACUACUUCCUCCCUGACCCCGCCUCUCUGUCAUCUCAUCCAACAAUUAUGCAGGACAACAACUAACAAUUAGCCUGAGAAAUCUGCCAAAAUUGGGAAGAAAUGACAACAAUCAGUAAAACCAAAACAGAUUACACCACUGUAUACAAAGCGGGAAAAGGAAUCGAUAACCUAUUUCAAAGACUUUCAAAGACCUUAGUGCCAUACCGAGCUGAUGUUUGAAAUAAGCUGUUGAAAUGGGUUCAAAAACGUGCCAAAAACUUUAAUAUCAUGAAUAGUAAUUAAUUUUGAAAAAUACAAGUUAACAGGGAAGAGAGACCAGUUCAGUCAGCACAGCACUUAUUCACGGUUGAAAAAUGUCAAAUUGGCCAUUAUUUAUUGAUAAGAUUUGUGGACCGGUAGCCUGUAGCUCUUAGUACAGUGUCUUGUCAUAUUGCAAUGAACGUCAGAGUUUCCGUGGUGGUCACAUGACCGGUUGAAUCAUCAAGGGACAGUAGUAUCCAGUGGUGUGGCCAGUUAGGACCAGACAUUGAUUAGGGUUGCAGCUUAUCAAACAGGAAGCAUAAAAAUGAAGUCGUUUUGAUAAGAGUAGGAAAUAUGAUCGCUGGAUAUGAACAUGUGCCACUGAUAAAACGAACCAUUAAGAGACAGAAUAUGCAGGAAACUGUUAUAUAUUUUAGUAUAACACUAUGGAAGUUGAGACUACUGAAAAAAAUCAUGCUUUUAUUGUGUUGUUGCUUUUAGUGUUUAGUGUGUAAGUCUGAUAUUUUGUGGACAGAAAGUAUGCAUAAUUAAAGAAUAUGUUGCCUUGUAUGAGGAUCAUACCUUCGAAAAUGCAAGUGUGUAGAUGUUCUUGAUUUAUUUUAACUGUCCACCGUGCACAUACCCAGUUGCUCAUUUGCAAGACUUAUUAAUAAUAUAAUAAUUAAUAUUCACGUGUUAAUUUACUUGGCGAAUGGGUCAUUUAUUCUUGAGUGAGUUCACUUGGUUACAUGUAUAGAUGAUACUGUUAAACAGUGGAUAACAAGGCUGGGAAGCAGACAGGUUUGCGGGUUUGAAGCCAGUUAUUAGGCUAUGCUCACUUUUUGCAUUAUGGGUGAUGUCAGGAUUUCACCCGAGACGGUUUUUUGUAAACGAAGCACUUCGAGUAGCGGUAAUCGUGUGGACAAACAAUGUGACCAGUGCCUAACUGCUGCGCAUUAUCAUUGUUGACGAGCCUUUAGCUCUCGCGAACAAUAUUUUAUUUAUCAGUGAGCUGUUUAUUGGGGGGAGCAGCUGUGUAGGUCUUCAUUACGGAGGCCCGUUGGGAGGAAUUUAGAAAAUGUCACCAUGGCAUCGCGCUCUGCCCCGCUGUUGCGCACUCUCCUCGAUUAGCAGUCGCAGACCUGAGCGCUGCGUGUGCACCCAACCUCCGGGUGCGGGGGCGGAAUGGGUGUUUCCAUGGCAACCGCUCUCACCUCCUUGACAGGUGCCAACAUUACCGCGUGGCGCGUGACGGUGCCGAGCACGAAAUCGACACGUGACCCUUCGGCCCGAAUGCAAGUGCCACUGCCCCUCGCGGCCAAAAAAACAUGUAUUUUAGUGCCAAAGAUCGUAUGGCAUACAUUAUGUUAAUUUUGUGUGAUACUAAAAGCUUUCUCUCUGUGUUUGCAUAGCGUGCCAAUAUUUUUAUUUCUCAGUGAGGAAUUUUUCUUAUUUCUCAAAUAAGAAAGGACAAAUGCAAGCUGAAACACAUUAACCCUGUUUUUCAGCCUACUUUUUUAUGACUGAAAACCAACUACACAUGCUGUAUUUCAAGGUCCCUUGAUAUCUGCUAUUUUUACCCUUUCAGCAAUAUUGUAUUGGAGCAUAGCAUAGCCUUAUGUUUUGCUUCCCCAGGGGACUGUGGGUAAUAAAACAUGUGGCCAAGGUUGCUUCCGUAUGCAGCGGCAACACGUGUGUUGCCUGCGUAAGGAGGUCUCCUAAAUCAAGAGCGCAUGGCCAUCUAAUUAAUCUCUCAUACAGAAUGAGCAUAAGCACCAGCAGCCAUUCAGCAUUCGGCAAAGACAGGCACAAAGAUUAGUCACUCACGAGAAGGUGGGCGGUCUGUACUGUCACACAGAAAGCUACUUUCACAGAUAAGUUUCUAAUGGCUAUAAUAGCUAUUUAAAAAUUCUGGCAAAUUAUUAACACGUGGUUAAGAUAUGGAUAGACUAAAGACAAAUACUGUAUUUUUUAUUCAACCUAAAAGUAGAUAUAACAAGAAUAAGCAGUAUACUGUAUAAAAUAUCAAAUAUAUAUUAAAUAUACACACAGUGAACUCCAUAAUGUUUGGAACAAAUACAUUUUUUCUUGAUAUAGCUCUAUACUCUGCAAUUUUAGAUUUGUAAUAAACUAUUUAUGUGUGCUUAAAGUGCACAUUCACACCUUCUAUUAAAGGGUUUUUUUAAAUAUAAAUUUUGGUUUCUCCAUGUAGAAAUUACUACACUUUUUAUAAAUAGUCCCCCCAUUUCAGGGCACCAUAAAUGUUUGGGACAAAUGGCUUCACAGGUAUUUCUGAUUAGUCAGAUGUGUUCAGUUGCUUCCUUAGAGCAGGUACAAUAUCUAGUAGUCUAGGCUUUUGAUUGCCUUUAGAGUCUGUUAUUGGCAUUUGUCAAUAUACAGACCAGAAUUGUGCCAAUGAAAGUCAAGGAAGCCAUUAUGAGGCUGAGAAAUGAGCGGCACGUAUGGAAUGCCCAAAGCAAGUUCUGUCAGGAAACUCUAAUUACAGCCGACCAAUCGGUCGGCCCCAGUAACCAACACCUUUUUAAACCAACAAUCAGACCUCUCAGUGCUGCUGCUUGCCUGCACUGCUUUGCAUGCUUCAUUGCUACUGCUCAGAAUUGUGCUCACCCCCCACCACCCCAGCACCACCUGUUGUUUAGAUCUGCUUCUAGAUACUGGGGGGUUUUCCGAUAUUCCUCCUGUUUAGUAGGAGAGAUGUAUAGACUGAUAGAUAGAGUAAUGCACUAAUACAUGAAACUGAUCCAUUCAGCGCCAAACCAAAAAUGUAUUUACAUACUCAUGUUAAUAUUUUAGUAAGUGAGUUGUCCUGACUGAAAUAAGAAUAAACAUUCAGAGACAUAGUCCAGAAUUUACCUAAAUCAAUAGUUUGGAACAUCACUGGACAAGAAAGAGCACUGGUAAGUUCAGUAAUCACAAAAGGCCUGGUAGGCUAAGGAAGACCUCUACAGUUGAUGACCAAAGAAUUCCCAUCAUAAUGAAGAAAAACCCCCAAACACCUGUUGGACAAAUGAAAAAAGAACACAGCAAUGAAGUACCUAGAAGAGUCUGCAGAGUUCUAAAACAAAAGGCUUGUGGACAGAUGAGACCAAAAUGGACUUGUUUCAGAGUGUUAGCAAGAGCAGCGUGUGCAGGCCUAAAGGUACUGCCCAAGAUCCCAAGACCCCAAGCACCCCCCCCCCCCAUUUGUGAAACAUAAUGGUGGGUGUGUUAUGGUUUUGGCAUGUAUGGCUGCAACAGGUACUGGCUCACUUAUCUCCAUUGAUGAUGUAACUGCUUAUAGCAGCAGCAGAAUGAAUUCUGAAGUAUACAAAAGCAUAUUAUCUGCUGACGUUCAAGAAAAUGUCUCCAAACUCAUUGGGCAGCGCUUCAUCCAACAGCAAGACAAUGAUACGAUUCAAUGAUACUGCUAAAGCAACAAAGGAGUUUUUCAAAGCCAACAACUGGGAAAUUCAUGACUGGCCAAGUCAUUCACUUGAUCGAGUCCAACAUGUGUUUCAUAUGCUGAGGAGAAAACAGCCUCCUGAAACAAACAGGACCUGAAGAUGGCUGCAGUACAGGCCUGUAGAGCAUUACCAGAAAAGAUACUCAAAACCUGGAGAUGUCAAUGGGUCACAAACGUCAAGCACUCAUUGCAUGCAAAGGACGUGCGACAAAGUGCUAAACAUGACUAUCUUUAUUUACAUAACAUUAACGUCGCAAACAUUAUGGUGCCCUGAAAUGUGGGAAUUAUGUAUAAAAAGUGCUGCAAUUUCUACAUGGUGAAACCAAAGUGUAUAGAAAUACCCUUAAAUAAAAGCUGAGAAUGUGCACUUUAACCACAUGAUUGUUUGAUUAUAAAUAUAAAAUUAUGGAGUACAGAUCAAAAAAAAAUAUGUCUGUCCGAAACAUAAUGGAGCUCACUGUGUAUGUAUGUAAGAUGCAAGAUAUAAACCAUGGCAUAUGGCACUACAGGGUGGUGACUGUUAACCACUUUGAAGUGCCAUAUAUUCCUUUAUAUGCACUGGCAUGGAGUGGUUUAUAUCUAAGACACAUACGUACAUACAAACUAUUUGGACCGUUGGUAAGCACAAACCUUGUCAUUAAUCUUAUGAUAUAUGAAAAUAAUGAUUCUAUUACAGUAAAAUAAUUCCUUCUCAUAUACCAUACAAUUAGCACCAAUUUUGGCUAUUUUCACCGGUACAUUAUUUAAGAAAAUUGCAUGAAACUGUAACUCAAUCAAAUUUACUCUGUCUUGCUUUUUAAAAUGGUUUGGUCACACAGUGUAGACAGUGUCUUUCCAGUCCCUCUCAGGUUAGAAUGUAAACUGGAUUCAUGCUAGGUUCGCCAUCUCUCACGUUACCUAACUAAGAUUGAAAUUCAGUUUGGUUGUUAGUCAAAAUGAUCUUGUUAUACUGGAUAGCUAAGCUAGAUUGUUAUUCUGGAUAGCUAGCUAGCCAACUAUUGCAUUAUAUUCAAAACAGGUUAAACUGUAAAGAUUCAGGACAAAAUGUGAGUUUAAUAUGGAAUACCUAUUGUCAUUUCCAAUUACGGGAUGAUUCCGUAUCUUACAGGACAGUUAGCAACCCUAAAUCAAGUUUUUACAGUCGUUCAUGGACAACAAGCCGAUUAUGCUUUAGCUGGCACUGGCUGGACACAUCCCUUAACACUGCUGCAAGUGUGAUAGGCUGUUGUAACAGUUGGCUUAUGGCAAAAAAAAGGCCAGUGUCUAUGUUUGUGUUAUCAAAUCAGACUGUUGAUGCGCAUUAAUUUAGAAGCAUGAUUAAGCUUUUGCCUGCACUGCUUCACAGCUGAGUGUUUAUAGAAAAAGAAUGUAUACCUCUCAGCCAAUCAGAACUGGGUACUAAGCCAAGUGUUUACAUAAACAAAUGUAAUGCACUGCUGUCAACCAAUCAGGAUUGCAUAUUAAUCCAGCCGUAGUUUAUAAUUUAGCAUUUAUAUAAUAUAUGUAAUUUCAGUUAGUAAAUCUCUUAUGUAUCACUCCAGUCCACUAUGCUCUACUGCAGUGAUUCCCUUCCCUAGUCCAUCAUACCCCUGUGAAUGCUGGCUUUUGUGCCAGGCAGACUGUUGAUUAAUUAAUGUUGCUGAAAAUUUGCUUAAGUUCCAUAAUUUUGUGCUGAAACAGAUUUGGCUUUGGUGCACAUUUGGCUCCUUGCAUUUGCAUUGUCUUUGAACUCACCAUUUUCUACCAAUGGUUUAGUUUCAAUGACAAGGUUUCCACACUUUCAGGACUGUUUAGGUCUAUAGAGCAAUCAAUAUAACAUGUAACCGCUUUCAGAAGGAAUCACAUCCCACAGCAAAUUACAGAGAGUUAGCUUGCAUUAGCUGUCUGAGUACUCAUCUCACUGAUUUAAAGUCCUUUAGUACCCGUGGAAUAUUCAUUCUUCAUAUUCAGUUGCUGAUAUAAUGUGGCAUUAAGAGUGUUAAUGGUAAUAAUCCCCCCCCCAGGCAUUAAAAGUGUCUCAUUAAAAAUUUCUAAAAGAAUCUAAUUAGAGUCAAGACCAUUCUCGGUUGAUGAAGAUGAUACUGAAGUUGUUGCUGAAGUUACCAGUUAUGCGAACUUCCUCCCUAACCCUAGUAGCCACUGCGCUGGAGAGCCAUUUUGGAAUUCCUGCCUGUCGCAGAUUUCUGUCACUAGUAUCAGUUAGCCAGCAGCUAGCCUGACCUGUCAGGCUGGUUACCUUAUGGUAUUAAGAGCAGAAGCGGACUGAUACUCUGACAUGAGAUAAGUCCUCCCAGCUUCUAGGCACACACUACUAAACCAGUGCUUCUUUUGAUCAUGCAUGAUCUUACAGUAUGUAGUUGAUGUUAUUCCCUAUAGCAUAAAGUGUUUUGUCUUACUAAAAGGUUGCAGACAGGGUUGGGGUCGAUUGCAUUUAAAUUCUGCUGAUUCAAAUCAGUUCUAUGAAUUGAAAAAUGUCCUUGCAUUCUGUGAGGAUAUUUAUAUUAAUGAAACGAACUGACUGAAUUCAAGUGGAAUUGACCAUUUAUGUUUUGUUUUUUUAAAUUAUAUUUAAGUGAGAGUAUUUGACAAUUGAGAUUUGCUUUUUUUUAUAAUUAAGGAGUCAUCCACUUCUUAAACCAUGAACCCCUCUCCCUCCCUCCAUCCCCCCCACCCCCCACCCCCCACCAGACCUCCUCCACACAUCCAUAAUGGUCAUUUAUUCCUGUACAGCCCCCCCCCCCCCUAUCCACAGAACCACAGUGUCUUAAAUGCCUUUUCUUCUUUUUUUACGUUAAAGUCAGUCUGUUAAUUUUCACACUGCUGUAAUUAUUUAUUGACUGGUGGUCUUAAAUAUUUAUUAGAAGGAAAUUAAUAAAGUGCCAGAUCAAUGCCUUUG
Messenger RNA from Anguilla rostrata (American eel), 8553 nucleotides. RefSeq names its product guanine nucleotide-binding protein G(o) subunit alpha. Gene Ontology annotation, molecular function: corticotropin-releasing hormone receptor 1 binding; G protein-coupled serotonin receptor binding; mu-type opioid receptor binding. NCBI's taxonomy places the organism in Eukaryota, Metazoa, Chordata, Actinopteri, Anguilliformes, Anguillidae. The record is from RefSeq and is a predicted model, not a curated record. Gene Ontology annotation, biological process: G protein-coupled dopamine receptor signaling pathway; adenylate cyclase-modulating G protein-coupled receptor signaling pathway. The transcript has 8 exons. The coding region runs from base 404 to 1468 and encodes 354 amino acids. Gene Ontology annotation, cellular component: heterotrimeric G-protein complex.